AUGGAUAGAUUUGAAUACAUAGAAGCUCGCUUAUUCGAAGGAGAAAAUUAUAUUAAACGUGACAAAAAUGUUAAAAUCUAUGACGGAGACGAUAAGACACAAUUCGUUGACGGUGAAGUAGUACUAACGACACACAGAAUUCUGUGGGGCAAGCCGGGUGAUAUACCAAAGGGAUUUGUAUGUUUGUCUCUACAUUUAUUUUACAUAUUCUGUAUAGAAGAGGAAAGUGGUGGAAUGUUCGGACUUGGUGGCCCGAAACGAAUAAUAUUACAUCUAGGACCAACAAUUCCAGGUAAAAGGCCUGGCCCUGCCGUUGUAAGUCCGUACCAUUUUAUAAAAUUUUCAUUUAAAGAUGGUAUUGAUACUGCCUUUUAUAAAGCACUUAAUGACGCAGUAUCAGCUAAAGCGUGGGAAAGACCUCAACAAGCAGCUACUUCAGCCGAUCUGUCACCACCAAGUUUGACUCCAAAACCCUCGGCAGCACCAGUCAAUUCGAAAAUUCGUUUAGGUAUAGUUGGUAUUGAAAGAAGUAUAGAAGAACAACAUAGAGCUACAGACCAGAGUAUUAGUGUGGCUUUCCAAGAUUUGAAAAAAUUAAUGGAAAAAGCUAAAGAAAUGGUUACAAUAUCUAAGACAAUUUCAUCAAAAAUAAGGGAAAAACAAGGUGAUAUAUCAGAAGAUGAUACUGUUAGAUUCAAGGCUUAUUUAAUGAGCUUAGGUAUUGACGAUCCAGUCACAAGAGAUGCAUUUAGAUCAGACUCAGAUUAUUAUAUAGGUUUAGCUCAACAGAUAUCGGAUAUGAUGGUGGCAGUUUUGAUUGACUGUGGUGGAAUAAUGUCUCUAGCAGAUGUAUGGUGCAGAGUAAAUAGAGCUAGAGGCUUGGAACUUAUUUCACCUGAAGAUUUGCUUAAUGCUUGCAAGUUGCUUCAAACAAUCGAUGCACCUAUGUCUUUACGUAAAUUCCCAAGUGGAGCUUGUGUUCUUCAGCUAAAUAGUAACAGGGAUGAGGAAAUUGCAAAAUCAACUAGUCAAAUGCUUGAAGAAAAUGGAUUCCUAACUCCGGUGAAAUUGUCACAAAUUGCUAAUGUUUCCGUCCUACUCGCUCGCGAGCGCCUUUUUACGACAGAACGCCUAGGCUUGGCGUGUCGGGACGAAUCGAUUGAAGGUUUAGCUUUUUACCCCAAUUUGUUUCUUGAGAAAGUGUAAAUAAUAUACAUAAAUAAAUAUAUUACAAUAAAUAUUUUUAUAAAGUUA
Molecule: messenger RNA, 1254 nt
Organism: Melitaea cinxia (Glanville fritillary)
Lineage: Eukaryota; Metazoa; Arthropoda; Insecta; Lepidoptera; Nymphalidae
Gene: Vps36
Product: vacuolar protein-sorting-associated protein 36
Exons: 7
Coding region: 1-1206 (401 amino acids)
Biological process (GO): protein transport to vacuole involved in ubiquitin-dependent protein catabolic process via the multivesicular body sorting pathway
Cellular component (GO): ESCRT II complex; late endosome membrane
Molecular function (GO): phosphatidylinositol-3-phosphate binding; ubiquitin binding
Source: RefSeq, a predicted model, not a curated record